Messenger RNA from Neoarius graeffei (lesser salmon catfish), 1281 nucleotides. It is a transcript of the gene commd5, whose product is annotated as COMM domain containing 5. The record is from RefSeq and is a predicted model, not a curated record. Gene Ontology annotation, cellular component: nucleus. NCBI's taxonomy places the organism in Eukaryota, Metazoa, Chordata, Actinopteri, Siluriformes, Ariidae. The transcript has 7 exons. The coding region runs from base 384 to 1022 and encodes 212 amino acids.
AACUCAGCCGUCUGAAGUAGGAAAUAAAACAAAUGUUCAUUGCAAGCUGUCUAUAAAUCGGAAAUUAAAGAGUUGUCUUGUUAGUGCUUAAUUUAUUUUUGAAUUAAUAUUCCAAAUAUUAAGAUAUCACCCAGUGUUUGGCGAUUUCAAAUAUAAACAGAAGCUCUUAAUUUUCACUACUUUGCGAAUAAGAAUUACAAGUUGGAGAUCCGUUCAAACGAAUCUUUCUUACUGGGAUGUCAAAUAUUUCCCAGUUCCCACCUCGUCGUGAAUGCAACUUUAAUAACAGACUGAAUACACCGGGCAGUAGUUUGUGGUGCCUUGCUUCGGACGUAGAGCUGGACUGAUCGCGGAAAUACAUACUCUGUACAAAUUACAAUAUUAUGGCUGAUCAUAAUGUUGGGUUUAUGGGAGGAAGAAUUCCCAGAGAAGUUGUGAGCAUGGCUAAACACUUGAAAGAUCUGGAUAAACAACUCUUCAGACAAAUCCUUCAAGUUGUGGUAGAUGCAUUGGAGGAGAAGGAGUGCAUGGUGUCUAUGGCAGACAUUAUAGAAGAAAAUUCCAUUUCAGAAGAAAAGCUUAGCGACAUUGUUUCAGGCAUGUAUGAGCUACUGAAAGAAGCUUUACGUCUACCUUCGUCUUCAAUGAAACAAGAGAGUUUUGAAGAAGACCUUCGUGAGCUCAGGAUUUUUGAGGAGUUCAUUGCAGACCUGUCCCGCAUUGUCUUUGGAAAUGGGCGACCAGCACUUGAUGCUUCUGUUACACAGUACAGCCCGAGAUUACCUGACUUAGAAAAAUUCAGAUGGAGAGUGGAUGUUGCAAUUUCAACAAGUUCCUUGUCUCGAGCGCUACAGCCAACUAUUCUAAUGCAGUUGAAGCUUUCUGAUGGUAAUCUUCAUCAAUUUGAGGUUUCUUUGUCUAAGUUCCAGGAGCUGCGGUACAAUGUCGCACUAAUUCUAAAAGAAAUGAACGACUUGGAGAAAAGAAGUGUUCUCAAGAUCCAGGAUUAUCAUGUAAAUUAAAUGACCCCUCAACUGAUCAUAAUGUUAAAUUUUUUCAGUAAGAAAUCUGUUAUUAAUUAAACAACAGUUCAUGAUUACUGUGUGUUGCAUGCUUUUGGAUAUCCAUGUAGAGACAUUUUGAAAUGAAGCAGCUUGAUUGUUUCCUCUGGCGGUGUAGUUGCUGAAGGAAUAUGUAUGUACGUCCACUUAAUGUAUAUGGAAUAUUGUUUGAAUACAGUGUUUAAACAGUGGUAAUGAAUUAAAGGGACUAUUAAGCAAA